CCGCCGCCGUCGUACUCUCUCGCGAGCGCCUCGCGCAUUACCGCUACGGUACGCUCGACGAUCAGUUCAGUCAGCUCGGCCGCGCAAGUCUGUCGUCCUUUACGUAUUCGUAGUCGUCGUCGUAGUCGUCGUCGUCGUCGUCGUCGUCGUCGUCAUCGUCGUCGACCGGUGUUUUGAUUUUUUGAUUUUUUUUUCGAAAAACAUUAAUUCCAUCGGAUUCGUUGCAAUUUUUUUCGCUCGUUCGCGACAGACUAGCGCUUGAGAUUCACACUUCACAUGCGUUUUCAGUCGUUUGUUUCCAUAAUAUUAUUAUAAAUAUCGUCUACUUACCGCAAUUAUUACUAUCGCUUUCGACACCGCGUUAUCACGAGAUAUUUGUCGCGGGGAAACUGCGAAGACAUAUCGAGGAUCGCGUGGCCAGACACAUUGGCCACUUGGUUGGCACCUUCUAUGUGACUACGAUGUUUCGCGAGCGGACCGUGUAAGUCACAGCGGAUCAAAAUGUUUGCGACCAACCGCGUCUCGGCCACGUGGGCCUUCACGAUAUUGGCCGUGACCGUGAUGAUACGGGCCCACUGCCCUUCCAACUGCUCGUGUGACGAUGACACACUGGUAGUGCUUUGCAAAGAGGGCAACCUAGACGUGAUUCCGAUCACGCUGAACCCGUCCAUUCAAAGACUGAUGCUCAUGUACAACCGCAUCAAGAUCGUGGAUGCGUCUUUCCAGUUUUAUGGUGCCCUACAGUACGUGGACAUAUCACAUAACCACUUGGUAAACAUACCCAACAAGGGGUUCGAGGCCCAGGAUAAGCUCGUCGAGCUCCACCUGAAUCACAACAAGAUCUCAUCGAUGAACAAUAAGACGUUCAUUGGGCUAGCGUCCCUCACCAUACUGAACCUGCGAGGCAACUAUCUAGAAGACUUGCCCGAUCGUCUGUUCGCAGCGAUGCCCAAACUCGAGGAACUAGACUUGGGCGCCAACCGCAUCACCCGCAUCGAUCCAGCUUCGUUUCAGGGCCUAACUAAGCUCCGGGUGCUGUACUUGGACGACAAUCAGCUCCGAGCUAUACCCACACCCGCAUUUAAAUUCCUAGGAAACUUGGCCGAGAUGCGCAUUGGCCUAAACGCGUUCACCACGUUGGACGACGAUUGUUUUGCCGGGCUCGGGCGUCUGUCCGUGCUUGAACUUACCGGAGCGGCGUUGAUUAAUAUCAGUACUAACGCGUUCAAAGGACUGACCGUGCUCAGGAGGCUGGUCCUGACGGACAAUCGGCUGUCGGCCAUACCCACCAAACAGCUGUCCGACCUGAACAGGUUGGAAGACCUGUGCGUGGGACAGAACGACUUUGUGACGAUUGAACCUAACGCGUUCAAAGGGCUGGUAAAUUUGAGAUCGAUCGACGUGUCUGGCGCGUCCCAACUGUCCGUCAUCAAGAAGGGCGUGUUCAACGAAAACCUCAACCUGGAAACGAUUAACUUCAGUAGCAACAAGCAGCUGGCAACCAUCGAGAACGGCGCAUUCAUGGGCUUACCGAACCUCCGCAAUCUAAUUAUGCGCAACAAUGCGUUCACGUCAUUCUCCGAGGGGAUGGUCACAUGGCAGGAAUUGCAGCAGAUCGACUUGACCGAAAACCCGUUGGUGUGCGAGUGUUCGGUGCUUUGGCUCAAAGAGUUGCUGGCCCGCCGCAACACUAGCCACGUGAACUGCGCCAGUCCGGCGCCGCUCAAGGAUAAACCGCUCAACUCACUCGGGUCUGACGACCUGUCAUGUGCCAAAUACUACACCAGGCAGCAAGCCAUCGUGGGAGCGGUGUUCGGAUGCACGGUAGCGUUCAUAGCGCUCAUGUUACUGUUAGCGUAUCGGUUCCGGAAGCGUCUGCACCAUUCGCUGAAGAAAACAUUCUGGAACAAGGAAACGGUGAACCGUAAGGACCUGGAGUACCAGAAAACGUUUUCGGACGACGAAUUCAUCGUCCGGAACACCAACACGCAACAUCACACCGGUCCUCACGGUCACCAACAACAGCAGUUGCAGCAGCAGCAACAAUACCAUCAUCACCACCAGCCCCAACACCACAACACGCAGCAGCACAACCAGCACCACGGUGGCGUUCAGCACCACGGCCAGCCACAGCAGCACAAGCAGCAGCACCAUCACCUCCAAAACUUUCAACAGCACAUCCAACAACAGCAGCAUCAACUCCACGGCAACGACCAUCACAUGAUGAUGAUGAUGUCACCGACACCGCCGCCUCCACCACCACCUCCACUGCACCACGGCACGUACAGUCAUCACAACCAACACCUGUACCAGCCACAACAGCCACGCCACCAGAACACAAUGCCACACCGCAACGACAAACCAAUACCGGUCACGGAACUGUAGCUAGAGCUUUUCGCCUCAACGCCGACGGGCGAGAGGCGAUACCAGGCCGCUGGCACGUCCGACGGUACUACUAAUGUCACUGGUUUUUCGUACAUUUCCGGCGAAAUAAGCAAAUAUGGAGGCGGCGGCCAAACACUGAACAACCGAUCUCUGCCACCGCCCGGUUACCGCGUCUACCACCCGCACUCUCUCCGCCGUUUUUGCGACUCUUAAGCCCAGCCACAUACAAUACACACUUGCCGACCCCGUUUUACUUGCCCCUUUGCCCCUACUAUCCUAAUCGCACUGAAAAAAAUAAUCCGACUUGUGCACGCCUCCCUUGCCACCCUCCGACACAUCAUCCACUGACAACCAACCGCCACCUGAUCUCCGGCUCAAGUGCUACGGACAUCGUGCUGUUGUCUCCAUUGUGCUAAUGGCUGCUGUGGGAAGGAGGAGAUGCCAAGUGACCUUUGUAAACCAGUUAUGCAUCUCAUCGAUCGCGUAACAUGUAAAGCACGCGCUAUGCCUCGUUGUAGGUACGUGUCGGUGUAUUAUAGUAAUAUAUAAACCGUUUGAUGAAAAUGCGAAAGAGUAAAGACUGUAGUCGUUGUGUUUCACGGGAUAUGUUCACGAUCGAGACCGAAAUAUUAUUCAAUACAAUAUGAAAACCAAUACUGUCGCGGCCGCCGUUACCAACACAUCAACAUGUAUGUGUGUUAGAAGAACGUUGGAUACAUACACACACACAUUCUAGAUCUAGUCGUAGAAUAGUAAUUUAAAAGAUAAAUUUGAAGAAAAAAAAAUUUUAAGUUUUGUAAAAUAAAUUAACUAAUCAUUUUCCUUGUUGUAUUCUGUUUGAAUAUUAUUUAUGUGAUUCAUUGUACGAAUCAGACGUUCUUCUAUAAAUUUAUAAAUUAAUAAAAGUACUGCUGUUGUAAUCCAAUCCCGAAAAUUUUUUUUUUUGUGCUAAUAAUGAUCAAUUUUAGAAAUCGUCAUUAUAUUAUUAUGUGUAGCUCUCUACUUUUUAUAAAAUUAUUAUUACUAUCAUAAUAUAUAUGUUAUACAUUAAUAUUUAAAAUAAUUUACUUAACAUGAUAAUUACACUCUUUUUUUAUAUACUAUUAUACUACUCAAUACGGUUUCAUAGUGUAUUAUACUUCAUAAUGUAAUAAUCGUAUUUUUCUAAAAAAAAAAAAAAAGUAUACAAAAAAAAUGAAAAUUCAUUUUGAUUAUUAGUAGUGUUGUUAGGGUUGAAAAAAAAUAUUAAUACUCAACUAUUAUAAAUAAUACGUCUUUGUGCUUAUAUGGAAUGUUUGUUUUCAAUUAAGUAGCCUUAGAAAACGAAGUGGAUAUAACAAUGUUAUCUAAUGAAAAUCUGUUGCAUUUACCCGUAACGAAAUGCAUGGCUGACGACAACACAUCGGUGUCGCAUGCACUGUGACCAUAUACAUUAUGUAUUUUCCACACAUCACACGGCAAGAUUCCUGCAGUGUGACACUCUCCGCCAGAUAUGUAAUAUUAUUCUCUUCGCUACAAUAUAUCGUCGCCGUUCGGUAAAUGAAAAAAAAAUGUACGAUACGACCUUUCACCGUUUAUUGGCGAAUUAAAUGAUUUUUUUUUAUCACUCGCUUUCGCAAUAGAGGCUCAACGGCAUUCGAUGACAACGGUCAUUUCCACGGUCUCACUUUCUUUUAAUUUUUUUUUUUUUUGCUUAUUAUAACUUGAUAAUUGAUUUUUUCAUACACAGCGAUAAUGGCGUUAUUUUUUCGAGUCAGCCACUCCUUUCUCGCCCAUCGCUCCAUACUCACAUAAUAGUCUCCUCGCGCGAUUGUUUAUAUAGUCUGUUGCGGAACGACAAUUUGUCGAGUACUUUGAAUCUGUCCUCACUCGAGUGCAAUAAGGUGCCCUUACACACAUGCGGCAAUGUCGUGUAACACUGUAUACGAACGGUGUUUAAAAAUCGUGUAGCCUCCACGGGCGCGUUUGAAAAUAUUUAAACGGCCCCACUCGACCGUAGUUAUUUGUCGAUCGGUGUAAAUACAUCGACGGCUACUUAGUUCAACGGUUUUAACCGAAGCACAACAACCAUACAGGUAUAUUAUUAUAUAUUAUAGUGCUGUUAUAAUAGUCGUUGUGACGGUUAUUACUUAUUAGAUACCGUCUUGCAUUGAUUUUUCGGUCGGUUUUUAUUAAAGCGCGUUUAACGAUUUAAAACGGCCGAUACAACACACGAUAAAACAAAAUAAUGUUAUGUAAACGAAUGGGUAGCGUAGCAUUACAGCUUAACUGCGGUUUGGUGCAGUUAAAAAAUAAAAAAAAAACCGUUGUAAUCGACUAUAAAGGCUCUGUGAUAAUGAUAUUUUUGCGUGUGCUUGUCAUUUCAACAGUAUAUAAUAAUGAUGAUCAUUUUGAUUAAUCAUCUACGUGCCCCCUUCUCCCGUCGAAAACGCAUUCAAUUCCUACCUAGUAAUAUUACGUUCACGUACGUUCGUACAUCUGACCUCUGCAAAAAAUUUACCUAUUUUUAACUUGAAUUAAUUACACGUAAAUUUAAAUUCAUUUUUAUUAUUAUUUUUCACGCGCAAAAAUAAUUAACAACGACCCUUCUUUCAACGCGUUUCUCUUCACGAACAUUUUUUUUUUUAUUUUCCAACUACUCACAGCCUUCGGCGAAAUAUUUAACCACAAAGGCGCUCUAUUAUUCAUGUCCAUGCAUGAACUUCAUUAUUUGUCGUUAUCAUUUUUUUUUAUUUUCAUAAAGCUCUACAAAAACUUCCUUUAUUCGUCAAAACAUCGUAUUAUUUGGAAUAGGUACAAUUAAUUUACAAGGAAUUCACGUUGUUUUCGUUUCAACACAUUGGCCUGUCUAUUUUGAAGUUUACAAACACCAUUAAAAGUUAACGCUCGUAUUCGGUUAACGUAACACCUUAGAUAACAAUAGUAUUUUUGGAGCACAAGGUUUACAAAAUCAAUUGUUUUCAAAAAUCCGUUUGUCAGAUAUUCAAAUACAAACGGCUACAUAACAAAACUUAAUUAUGAAUUUUAAUUUUUAACUAGUCGAUUAUUGGUAUGUUAAUAUAACACAUUGUUGGAAAGUCAAAAUAAACGAACAGCCCGAGAUGUUUUAAAAAACGUAUGACUAAAAUAAAUAUAUAUUUUUUUUUUUUUUUACC
Aphis gossypii (cotton aphid) is the source of this 5540-nucleotide messenger RNA. Its product is annotated as SLIT and NTRK-like protein 5. Gene Ontology annotation, molecular function: protein binding. NCBI's taxonomy places the organism in Eukaryota, Metazoa, Arthropoda, Insecta, Hemiptera, Aphididae. The transcript has 2 exons. Bases 502 to 2385 code for a protein of 627 amino acids. The record is from RefSeq and is a predicted model, not a curated record. Gene Ontology annotation, cellular component: extracellular matrix.